Molecule: messenger RNA, 1962 nt
Organism: Manihot esculenta (cassava)
Lineage: Eukaryota; Viridiplantae; Streptophyta; Magnoliopsida; Malpighiales; Euphorbiaceae
Product: diphosphomevalonate decarboxylase MVD2, peroxisomal
Exons: 11
Coding region: 316-1653 (445 amino acids)
Biological process (GO): isopentenyl diphosphate biosynthetic process, mevalonate pathway; isoprenoid biosynthetic process
Cellular component (GO): cytosol
Molecular function (GO): diphosphomevalonate decarboxylase activity; ATP binding
Source: RefSeq, a predicted model, not a curated record
AGGUUAGGGAUCACUUUACCGGUUCAACCUGGAGUUUCAGCUUCCAUAAAUAAAAUGAUUCAGAGCCAGCUCCUUCAGUUCAUUGGAAAAUCCGCAAUGAAUCAAAUAAGCAGUGGACCCACAAGCCAUCAAGUCUUCAACCCCACGAACCUACUCCCCAUUGUUGUUCCCUACUAGUUCCAGUCCAUUUCGUUCUAUCUGCUAUUUAAUAGCUUCAACCGCAUUAUCACCCAAUUCAAUUUCAGAUUACUUCUUUAUAUCCCCUCUUUGUUUUUCUGAUUAUUGUUGUUUUUGGUUGGUGGGUUGCUUGCUGUAAUGUCGGAACCGUGGGUGAAAAUGGUGACCGCGCAGACACCAACUAAUAUUGCAGUGAUAAAGUAUUGGGGGAAGAGGGAUGAGACCCUGAUUUUGCCUGUUAAUGAUAGUAUAAGUAUUACUCUAGAUCCUGCACAUCUUUGUACUACCACUACUGUUGCUGUUAGUCCGAGUUUUGUUCAGGAUCGGAUGUGGCUAAAUGGGAAGGAGAUUUCCCUUUCUGGGGGUAGGUAUCAGAAUUGUUUAAGGGAAAUUCGUGCUCGAGCCUGUGAUAUAGAAGAUAAAGAAAGGGGUAUCAAGAUUUCAAAGAAGGAUUGGGAGAAAUUGCAUGUACAUAUAGCUUCAUAUAACAAUUUUCCUACUGCUGCUGGACUGGCUUCUUCAGCAGCUGGUUUUGCUUGUCUUGUUUUUGCCCUUGCAAAGCUGAUGAAUGCUAAAGAAGAUAAUAGUGAGCUUUCUGCUAUUGCAAGGCAAGGUUCAGGCAGUGCUUGUCGUAGUUUGUUUGGUGGAUUUGUUAAGUGGAACAUGGGAAAGGUUGAGGAUGGAAGUGAUAGCCUUGCUAUUCAAGUUGUAGAUGAGAAGCACUGGCAUGACCUUGUUAUUAUUAUUGCCGUGGAUUUGCAAACAAUUCAUUCUUUUGCGAUAAGUUGGAGAAACAAUUCAUUCUUUUGCGAUAAGUUGGAGAUUCGGGGUCAACGGUGCAUUGUAAGUUCACGGGAAAAAGAAACUAGCAGCACCACAGGAAUGCAUGAGACUGUUGAAACCAGCUUGCUUUUACAACAUAGAGCUAAGGAAAUUGUACCAAAACGCAUUGUGCAAAUGGAAAUGUCCAUAAAAAAUCGGGAUUUUGCAUCUUUUGCACACUUAACCUGUGCUGAUAGUAAUCAGUUCCAUGCUGUCUGCUUGGAUACAUGUCCACCAAUUUUCUACAUGAAUGAUACAUCACACAGGAUAAUCAGCUGUGUUGAAAAAUGGAAUCGUUCAGAAGGUACACCUCAGGUGGCUUAUACCUUUGAUGCUGGGCCUAAUGCAGUUCUAAUUGCACAUAAUAGGAAGGCUGCCGCCCAGUUACUGCAGAAGCUGCUUUUUUAUUUCCCUCCAAAUUCUGAUACUCAAUUAAACAGUUAUGUUCUAGGUGAUAAGUCAAUACUAAAAGAUGCUGGCAUUGAAGAUUUGAAGGACGUGGAAGCAUUGCCACCACCUUCAGAAAUUAAAGAUGCCGCAAGAUACAAAGGGGAUGUUAGUUAUUUCAUCUGUACGAGACCAGGUCGGGGUCCUGUUCUGCUCUCAGAUGAAAGUCAGGCUCUUCUCAGCCCUGAAACUGGGCUCCCUAAAUAAAAGGUGCAUUCAUUGCCCAUUUUCUUGCACUUCUGUUAUUAUGCUUUGCCUAGGCAAACAUCUCUCUGAGCCUGAUGAUUGUUUUCUGUAAUUGAAUUUACAGAUAAAUAAUUUUCAAACUGUUCUCAGUUUGUCUUGCAUUUGUUAACUUUCUUUUAAGCUUCAGGGUCCAUUUAGAGAUUAUUUGCACUCGAACAACAGUUCAUUUAAGUGUCUUUCAGUUGCAAAUCUUUAAAUAGUUCAGCCAGUAAUUUGAAAUUUUGUAUUUCUGAAAUUGUUAGUAAACCAGCAUCUUGUUGCCCUUGUCAU